Tripterygium wilfordii is the source of this 2612-nucleotide messenger RNA. RefSeq names its product putative pentatricopeptide repeat-containing protein At1g69350, mitochondrial. Gene Ontology annotation, biological process: RNA modification. The transcript has a single exon. The record is from RefSeq and is a predicted model, not a curated record. Gene Ontology annotation, molecular function: RNA binding; protein binding. Lineage: Eukaryota; Viridiplantae; Streptophyta; Magnoliopsida; Celastrales; Celastraceae. The coding region runs from base 94 to 2568 and encodes 824 amino acids.
CCAACCUGCCUCGCCGGCCGCCUGUACGAUCCAUUUUCUGAAUUUCUAUCUACCGACGCAUCUGAACAAGACUGAUUGUUCAGACAAUAAGAGAUGACUCUGUACAUGCCCUUAUUCAGGUCCUGUGCUACCUUAAGAUCACUCACACAACUCCACGCCCACCUAUUCGUCUCUGGUCUCCAUGGUGACCCACAAGCCUCUACUAAGCUCAUUGAGUCAUAUGCCCAAAUGGGUGUCCUUCAGUCGUCCAGACUCGUCUUUGAAACCUUCUCAGAACCAGAUUCCUUCAUGUGGGGUGUCCUUAUCAAAACCCAUGUUUGGAACCAAUGCUUUCAGGAAGCCAUUUCCCUAUACGAUGGAAUGAUUCUUAACCAAUCUCAGAUUAGUAGCUAUAUAUUCCCAUCAGUUUUGAGAGCUUGUUCAGGAUUUCGUGAUCUGAGUAAUGGUAGCAGAGUACAUGGGAGGAUAAUCAAAAGUGGAUUUGAACAUGAUGCUGUGAUUGAAACCUCACUCCUUUCUAUGUAUGGGGAACUUGACUUCUUAGAUGAUGCUAGGAAGAUAUUCGAUGAAAUGCCUAUUAGAGAUAUGGUUUCAUGGAGUUCGAUUAUUUCGAGCUAUGUUGAGAGGGGAGAGGUAAUAGAAGGGUUGGACGUGUUUCGUUUGAUGGUCUCUGAAAAUGUUGAACUGGAUCAUGUUACAAUGCUUAGUGUAGCUGAGGCAUGUGCUGAAUUGGGUAUUUUGAGGCAAGCGAGGUCUGUUCAUGGUCAUAUAGUUAGGAGGAAGAUUGAAAUUGAUGGCUUGGUGGAUAGUUCUUUAAUUGUAAUGUAUAGUAAGUGUGGUGACUUUUCUAGUGCAAAGAAGAUAUUUUUACGGGUUUCUAACAGGAGUGUUACAUUGCGUACGGCAAUGAUUUCAAGCUGCAACCGAAGUGGCUGCUUUGAAGAAGCACUGGAACUUUUUGCUGAGAUGCUCGAGUCUAAAGUACAACCCAAUUUUGUGACUCUGAUGAGCGUUUUAGGUUCUUGCGCUGGAUUAGGCAGGCUGAAAGAAGGCAAAUCAAUUCAUGGUUAUAUGAUUAGAAAUUGUGUGAACUCUGGUUAUGACUUUUUAGGGCCAGCGUUGAUAGAUUUUUAUGCUCAAUGUGGAAAACUGACUAAUUCUAAGAAGGUUUUAUAUGCUACUGGACAGAGAAACAUUGUGGCAUGGAAUAUGCUCAUAUCAAGUUAUGUUCAGAGUGGUUUUUUGAAGGAAGCAUUAUUACUCUUGGUGGGGAUGUUAGCACAGGGAUUGAUGCCAGACUCAUUUAGCCUAGCAAGUUCUCUCUCAGCUUGUGGAGAUGGGGGUCUGUUGCAGCCUGGACUUCUAAUUCAUAGUCAUAUCACUAAAAGAGGCUUUUGGAAUGAGUUUGUCCAGAACGCACUGAUUGACAUGUAUUCCAAGUGCGGAUCAGUUAAUUUAGCAUAUUUGAUAUUUGAAAAUAUUCAACACAAAAGUGUUGUCGCGUGGAAUUCGAUGAUUUGUGGUUUCUCUCAAAACGGUAAUUCCUUAGAGGCUAUUUGUUUCUUUGAUCAGAUGUACUUAAACUGUCUUGAGAUGAAUGAAGUUUCCUUCUUAAGCGUAAUUCAAGCUUGCGCUGAUUCGGGCUAUCUUGAAAAGGGAAAGUGGCUUCACCACAAACUAAUCACCUAUGGAGUUAGAAACACCAUUUAUAUUGAUACAGCUCUGACUGACUUGUAUUCCAAGUGUGGAGACCUUCAAACAGCACGAAGAGUUUUUGAUAGCAUGCCGGAAAGAAGUGUGGUGUCAUGGAGUGUAAUGAUUGCAGGAUAUGGAAUACACGGUCAAAUUACUUCUGCCAUUUCACUCUUCAUUAAAAUGCUAGAGGCGGGGGCCACGCCAAAUGAUGUUACCUUCAUGAACAUUUUAACAGCGUGUAGUCAUGCAGGCUAUGUCUUAGAGGGCAAGUAUUAUUUUGGUUUCAUGAGAGAGUUCGGAAUUGAGCCCAACUCAGAGCACUUGGCUUGUCUGGUUGACCUCCUCAGUCGAGCAGGUGAUCUUGAUGAAGCAUAUAGAAUUAUCAAUUCAAUGCCUUACCCUGCCGAUGCUAGUAUUUGGGGUGCUUUACUUAAUGGAUGUCGCAUUCACCAGAGAAUGGACAUGAUACAAAUCAUUGAAAGAGAACUCCUCAAUAUUAGUACAAAUGAUACCGGAUACUACACACUGCUAUCAAAUAUAUAUGCAGAAGGAGGCAACUGGAGUGAAUUUCGAAGGGUGAGGUCAGUUAUGAAAAGUACAGGUCUCAAGAAGGUACCUGGAUACAGCACUAUUGAACUCGAUAAGAGAAUUUACUGGUUUGGAGCCGGAGAUUCAUCAUAUUUGCUUGCAAAUGAAAUUUACUUCUUUUUGGAAUGUUUUAGUAGUUUGGCUGGGGAAGAGUUUUAUAAUGUAAAAAGUGAUGUCUCAGUGUCCAAUGCCUGUAAUAGUGAAGAACCGGUGAUUGCUUAUGGAUUAAUCAAUGCAAAUGCAAGGACAGAGGAAAAGAAUUCAAGUAAACCUUACUUUUCGUAGCAAUUAUUGUGCUUGCAUUUACUAAAUUUUCUUUCUUGUGAUUA